ACCAGCACUUGACCUUUUGCUAAAUAAUAAUUUUCGAAUCCGUUCGAAAUAGUUUUAAUUUUAACGUUAUUUAUUUAUUUAUUAUUUUUUUCCUUUUUUUUUUUUUUUUUACCAAUCAUGUACGGAGCAAUAUUAUUCGCGUUAUUUUUAUUAGCAAUAUUAUCGUUUAUAAUUGUUUAUAAAUAUUUUGCUUCGAGUUCGACGAGUAUCGAAAGUACCAUUAAAGGACCAGUUCCACUACCCAUUAUCGGCAGUUUACAUUUACUCGGCAAGUAUCCGACUCCUUUCGAAGGAUUCACUGCGUUGUCGAAAAUUUACGGUGACAUUUAUUCGAUUUAUUUGGGUAGCGCGAGGUGUGUAGUGGUGAAUAAUUUCGCGUUAAUUAAAGAAGUUUUAAUCAAAAAAGGUGUUCAGUUCGGAGGCAGACCGAAUUAUAUCAGAUAUCACAAGCUCUUCGGCGGAGAUCGAAAUAACUCUCUAGCCUUAUGCGAUUGGUCUUCGUUACAAGAGACCAGAAGACACAUCGCGAGGAUCUACUGCUCGCCCAGAUUCACCUCGUAUAAUUACCAACUACUCACGACCAUAUCCUCAAACGAACUGGAACACUUUAUCGUCGAGCUGCAAUCGAAAUGCACCCAAGACCGCAACGUGAUCUACCUAAAGCCUAUAGUUUUAGCCGCCUGCGCCAACAUGUUCACCCAAUACAUGUGCACGGUGCGAUUCCCAUACGAUUUGAAAUCGUUCCAGAACAUAGUCAGAUACUACGACGAGGUAUUCUGGGAUAUAAAUCAAGGAUACGCUGUCGACUUCAUGCCUUGGCUUUCGCCUUUGUAUUAUCGCCACAUGAAUAAGCUCUCGUGGUGGGCCGGCGAAGUACGAAAAUUCAUCAUGCAGCACAUCGUCAACGAGCACCUAAGCACGAUCGACUACGAAGAACCACCUCGCGACUUUACCGACGCUCUUCUCCAGAAUUUGAAAACCGAUUCGCAGCUCACUUGGCAACACAUUAUGUUCGAACUGGAGGAUUUCCUCGGUGGUCAUUCGGCUGUUGGAAAUCUAGUCAUGUUGACCUUAGUCAGUUUGGUCAAAUAUCCAUAUGUGAAGAAACGAAUCGAAGAGGAAAUCCAAGCGGUUACCGGGGGCUCCAGAAAUGUCGGAAUGCAGGAUAAGUCUGAAAUGGCUUACACCGAGGCGACCGUUUUCGAAACUUUGAGGGUUACCUCGUCGCCUAUUGUUCCUCACGUUGCUACUCAAGAUACAGAAUUAGGAGGUCAUUUCAUAGAAAAAGGAACCUGUGUCAUAUUAAAUAAUUACGAGCUGAAUAAAAGUUGCGAAUAUUGGGAAAAACCAGCGGAAUUCUUACCAGAAAGAUUUAUCAAAGAUGGAAAAGUCGUCAAACCGGCACAUUUUAUACCAUUUGGCACCGGUAAGCGAACGUGCAUCGGUCAACAGUUAGUUAGCGGAUUCUCCUUCGUUUUAGUGGCCGGUAUAGUGCAACAUUUCGAUAUCGAAUUAACCACCACUAAGAACCUGUGUGCAAAGGCAGCCUGCGUAGCUUUACCCCCGGAUACCUUUCCUAUUGUACUGAAAACCAAAAGAAAAUCUUCGUAAGGCUGACUUAUAAGUGCAUACAGCUGACAUUCGAGGCGAUCUGAAAACUAUAACGCCACCAUUUUUUCAUAGUUCCUGUUCUAAUGUAGAGAGAUAUGGUGGAGAUACAACUUCAAUAGGUGCUUAAUUUUUAAGUAAAUUUCUUUUGUUAUGCGUUAAAAUAUUGAAGCUCAAAGCUACGUAUAAUAAGUAUAGGUGAAAAAAAAAUCCUAAGCGAUUGGUGAAUAUGGCUCAAAAGCCAUAUGUUAAAGCGUAAGUCUACCAGCUGUGUUAUACUAGGUAUAAUGGCUCAUAGAGCUACAGAACGAGGUAAAAAAAAAAAAAAAAAAAAGUCAACGAGAAUGUCGUGGAUUUUUCCAUUACAUACGACCUCCUCCCCCUUCGCUCCCUCGCCCAAAUAUCUGUCGUCGUUACCCUUACACGUGUGCUAAUUUUCGUACAUACAAUGUGAUAAUAGUGCCACUGUAUAAUUAUGUUAGUAAUACAAUUUCCGUUUUGAAAUCGUCUCUCUUCCUAUCGACGAUGUACAAAAUUCUCAUGAUAAUUCUUUACUCGCCCUGGUCGCCCUAUGCACGAACUUACAUUAUAAAUUAAUUAACCUGCUGGAAAUUUGACUUAUUAAUCAACCGGUUCAAUCGAGCAAUUAGUUCAAAAUUUAAUUACGGAAACACGUUUAAUUAACAAGUUGCAUAUAUACACUUUCGAUGUUGUUUAUCAUAUUUUCGACGUUGUUCAUCUUAUCUUCUUCUCCCUCCUCCCCUCCCAUAUUCUGAUUAAUCAAUCAGAGCGUCGAAAGUGGAAACAUUUUAGUAUGAUGGGGAAUUGAAAAUUGGUCAUUUUUGUUUUACCGAGUUUUAUAUUCUACCAACGGUACGAGAUUUGAAUUUUGAAUAUAUCCUUUGUUUCAACUCCUCCCUCUCCCUUAUUUCGCAAAAAUGUAUUCGAAAAAUUGGUGAUUUCUUUGCCUGAAUUUUUUGAUUUAAAAAAAAGAUUUAAAUGGUACCUACCUAGUCAAAUAUCACCUAUUUUAGCACCCCCCCCCCCCUCCCACGGAUUAAACUUCAAAAAAAGCAUUUACGAAUCAACAGGCCACUUUAUAAAAUUACUUCCCUAUUUCCUACUUAUCUUUUUGAAAAAUUACACACCCAGUAGGUAUAAAAAAAUGUAAAAAAAAAUUGAGUAGCAAGAAGCCAUAUUCUCCUAUUUUGGAACAAUUGGGGCAGAGGGUCUGUAAUUUCUUCGCAACCGCAAAUGCAACAAAAAUUGUGCACCAGUCCAUGUUCACAUCUAAUCAGCCAAGGUCGAAUCUCGUACUUCUGUUUAUUUUAACCAGUAAUUUUCGUUAAGAAAUGUUUCUACACUUUGAGUAUUACAUUUUUGUGUAUUUUUUUUUCAAUUUUUCAUUUGUUUUUAUAAUUUAUUUAGAGAAUUAUUUAUUUUGAUAUUCCAUCACAAAAGACGACAAAUAGGUCUACAUUUUAGUUUAAUUUAUACAAAUAUGUGUUAUUUCUACUUAUUUUAUGAAAAUUACCUUUAUUUUAUUUUUUUUCGAAUUUGGGAUUGAGAAAACUUUCAUUUAUUUCAUAGUUUAAAAAUUAAGCGUAAGUAUUACAAGGUAUGUAGAAAUUUUAUCAAAGUGGUUUCAAAUUACCCGAUUUGAAAUUUGAAAUUUUGAAAUCCGUCCAAACAAAGGUGUUGUUUGUUCAGAGAAACAUUCAGGUGAAAAAAAAUAUAUGUAAAUGAAAAUAAGUGAAUUAAAUUAUUUUAUUUUAGGUCAUUUGAUACCAAAUUUUUAAAAUGUUAGUUUUUAUCAUAGUCUAAAUAUAAUAAUAACGCUUGUUAUUUAUUUAAUUUAUUCAUUUCCUUAUUUAUAUGCGUGUAUAAGGAAGUCGAUGAGUGCGCAGUUAUUGUUUUGUAACUCUAAAGGACUUUAAAUGAUCUCAGUAUUAUAAAAUAAAUUUUUUGAGUUGAACUUUCAUAACUUUUUUUCUUGUAAAAAAUUUCAUAAAGAAGCAAUGUAAAUAUGUACCUUUAUACACUAGAACAUUUAGCUUGAGAAAAUUUUUUGAAAAACCCAUCUUGCUAAAUACCCACAAUAUUAUAAUGCGUUAAGCUUUUUGCAUUGCUUCGAUACCCAAGAUGGUUAUGAUGAUAAUUUUUAUACCUACCUAUCUAAAUAGACUUAGAGGCGAUUGCGUUGUAUUUAAACACGUGUUUAAAUAUUUAUUUUAUAUAAUUUAAUUCGAAACUUGUGCAUUUAAUUUUACAUUGAUUUUGUACUCAUUUUUACAACGUGAAUUUUUUGUACUGAAAUUUUUUUCUUCUUUGUUCUUAUUUGUUUAUAAAAAUGCAUUGUAAAUAAUUCUUUUUGUUAAAAAAUUGUACAAGUUAUUAAAAAAUGCUUUUUAAUACAAAUUUUUAUUUUAUGA
Molecule: messenger RNA, 4040 nt
Organism: Planococcus citri (citrus mealybug)
Lineage: Eukaryota; Metazoa; Arthropoda; Insecta; Hemiptera; Pseudococcidae
Product: cytochrome P450 307a1-like
Exons: 3
Coding region: 118-1611 (497 amino acids)
Molecular function (GO): iron ion binding; oxidoreductase activity, acting on paired donors, with incorporation or reduction of molecular oxygen; heme binding
Source: RefSeq, a predicted model, not a curated record